AUGCACCUGAUACUUACCGGCGCCACUGGUCUCAUCGGCUCGAGCGUUCUCGAUGCCAUGCUCAAAAUGACCGAGGUGACGAAAAUCUCGAUUCUCAGCCGCAGACCUGUCGCGAUGGCUGAAGACGCCAAGGACCCCCGGGUCAAUGUCAUCAUUCACAAAGACUUUUCAAAGUAUGAUUCAGAAGUGCUGAGCAAGCUUCAGGGAGCAACCGGUGCAGUUUGGGCCCUGGGAGUUAGCCAAACAAAAGUCUCGAAGGAGGAGUUUAUAAGGAUCACAAAGGACUAUCCCCUUGCAAGCGCUGAAGCCUUUUCCACGUUGCCACCAAACAACGACCCUUUCCGGUUCAUCUUUGUAUCCGGCCAAGGCUCAACACAGACGCCAGGUCGAUUCACAAACCUGUACGGCAAAACAAAGGGCGAGGCCGAACUUGCCUUGUCUCAGAUGCGCAUCACCAACCCGCGUCUGUUGGCAGAUGCCGUGGGACCUGGAUUUGUGGAUGGUAAAGAUCACGCAGCCAUUCGGCCGUACCUACAGAAUCAAGGUCUCUUGAUCGACAGCACCAAGAUGUUGUUGAGGAAGCCGAUUGAAGUGGGCGCCAAGUGGUUGCAUUGCCCGAGCGAACCAAUGGGACGGUUUUUGGUUGGAAUGGCAUUGGGGAAAUAUGAAGCUCAGCUGCGAAGUGGAAACGUUGACGUGGUGACGCUGAAUGGAGGUCUGAGGAUCAUCAAGAACGUUGCGAUGAAGCAGCUGGUUGGGCUCGAGGAUGACUGA
This is a messenger RNA of Trichoderma aggressivum f. europaeum, 774 nucleotides long. RefSeq lists its product as uncharacterized. The coding region runs from base 1 to 774 and encodes 257 amino acids. The record is from RefSeq and is a predicted model, not a curated record. The transcript has 2 exons. NCBI's taxonomy places the organism in Eukaryota, Fungi, Ascomycota, Sordariomycetes, Hypocreales, Hypocreaceae.